AUGAGUUUGACGGUAGGCUUUGUUCUGCCUGCGCCUGUUCCACUUGUUCUGCCGUACCCGAAAUCAUUCCAGGUCAUCACGGACAACAGUCCGAUCUACCUUCAAAAUCCUCCAGGACAUUUGGUCAGUUUUACUGCAGGCUUUGUUCUGCCUCUGCCCGCGCCAUUCCCUCUUGUCCUGCCAUACUCGAAAUCAUUCCAGGUCAUCACGGACAACAGCCCGAUCUACUUUCACAACCCUGCAACACAGCCGGUGGCUCCAAUAAAUUUUAUGAUCAGUUUUAGUGCAGGCUUUGUUCUGCCUCUGCCAGCACCAUUCCCACUUGUCCUGCCAUACCCGAAAUCAUUCCAGGUCAUCACGGACAACAGCCCGAUCUACCUUCAAAACCCUGCAACACAACCGGUGGCUCCAAUAAAUUUACAUGUACUAGCUCAGAUACAAUUCAAUUUUAAGAUAAUGAAUCAAACGUUUAUGCCAAGACGGGAUGUGCCUAUGAUUAUAUCAAUAUACGAGUAUUGA
Messenger RNA from Penaeus chinensis, 519 nucleotides. RefSeq lists its product as uncharacterized. The transcript is spliced from 4 exons. The coding region runs from base 1 to 519 and encodes 172 amino acids. Lineage: Eukaryota; Metazoa; Arthropoda; Malacostraca; Decapoda; Penaeidae. The record is from RefSeq and is a predicted model, not a curated record.